AUGAAUGAUAAACAACAAAUAAUCAAUAAAUCAAAUAAAGUGGAAUUAUUUAAUUUUAAUGAAAUAUGUUUAAAAGAAAAUAAUCGAUUAAGACGCUUACAUCAUUGUCCUAAAUUGAAAUUAAGUCAUCAAUUAAUGAAAUCAGCACAACACCAUUCGGAAUAUUUACAAAAACAACGUCAAUUACAACAGAUUGGUGAUUUGGUAUGUGGUCAAAAUAUGGCCUUAAUUAUUGGUCAACAAAAUUAUCAAGUUGCAGGACUUAAUGCGAUACAAGCAUGGUAUAAACAAUCAGAAAAUUAUGACUAUAAUGAGGAUAAUCAAGAAAAUAAAGGUUAUUUUACUCAAAUGAUUUGGAAGAAAACAAAAAAAGUCGGAUUUGGUUUUACUAAAUCUGAUGUUGGGAAUACAAUUUUUGUAGUUGGACAUUAUUUACCAGCUGGUAAUAAAAUUACAGAAUAUCAAGAGAAUGUUCUAUCAAGAAUUGAAAGAGAUCAUGAAAUGAGUAACGAAGAUAACUGUUCGAAUAGUUCUGAUAAAAUUCCCAAACAACAUCGAAAUUCCUGUUCAAACAGUCAGUGUGUCAUAAUUUAAUACACGUGAAUAUUGACCUCCAAAAUUUUCAACAUAUGUAUUACAUUCAACCAAAAUAAGCCUGAAUGAAUAUUCAAAACGUUCUAGAGGUGCACCAUUCUAUUAUCGUUCACUAUUCAUGCGUGAUUAAAAAUUUUAUUUCAAAUUUUUAACAAUAAAUAAUUGAAGUUUUUA
This is a messenger RNA of Schistosoma rodhaini, 768 nucleotides long. The record is from the annotation of a GenBank genome assembly. Lineage: Eukaryota; Metazoa; Platyhelminthes; Trematoda; Strigeidida; Schistosomatidae.